GCGCCGUCCGACAUCGUCUGGGAGAACAUUCAUGUGCCGAAGUGGGCACGCUACCUGCGUUGCUGUGUGACGAACUGCUUGAUUGCCUCGAACGCAACGAGCGCAAGCGGCAGCUUCAUUCUGCGGUACGUCGUAAACACCACGUUCGUGAACACCGCAAUGCAGCUUAUGCAGUUGCCAAUGCUCGUGCGCAUGGCAUCUUCUUUUGCCUGA
Molecule: messenger RNA, 213 nt
Organism: Dermatophagoides pteronyssinus (European house dust mite)
Lineage: Eukaryota; Metazoa; Arthropoda; Arachnida; Sarcoptiformes; Pyroglyphidae
Source: RefSeq, a predicted model, not a curated record